Molecule: messenger RNA, 3207 nt
Organism: Bacillus rossius redtenbacheri
Lineage: Eukaryota; Metazoa; Arthropoda; Insecta; Phasmatodea; Bacillidae
Product: multidrug resistance-associated protein 1-like
Exons: 6
Coding region: 355-768 (137 amino acids)
Biological process (GO): transmembrane transport
Cellular component (GO): membrane
Molecular function (GO): ATPase-coupled transmembrane transporter activity; ATP hydrolysis activity; ATP binding
Source: RefSeq, a predicted model, not a curated record
CCAUAGAAGAGAACAAAUUUUUUUGUAGGCUGUACUGGUACAUUAUGGUGUGAUGGAUGUUUACAUGCAUUGUUUGGUUUCGCUGUUUGUGCAAUGGAGGUUCUUCAAUUAUAGGAACCUGCAUGGUAGAAACCAAAUGAGCAGGUAACUUCGGAUUGGCCAACCGGCGGCAAGGUGGAGUUCCGCAACUACCAGUUAAGGUACCGAGAGGGACUGCCGCUCGUACUGAAGGGGAUAAACUUCACCAUUCAGGGAGGGGAAAAGGUGGGAAUCGUGGGCCGCACCAGAGCCGGCAAGUCCUCCCUCACGCUGGCGCUGUUCCGCAUCAUCGAGGCGGCCGGGGGAGCCAUCCUGAUGGACGAUGUCGACAUCGCGACGCUGGGGCUGCACACUUUGCGCUCGCGCAUCACCAUCAUACCGCAGGACCCGGUGCUGUUCUCCGGGACUCUGCGCAAGAACCUGGACCCCUUCGAAAGGGUGUCUGACGACGCCCUGUGGGCCGCAUUGGAGCACGCUCACCUCCGGGCGUUCGUGAAGGGGCUGCCGACGGGCUUGAGCCACGAGGUGUCCGAGGGCGGAGAGAACCUCAGCGUGGGGCAGAGACAGCUCAUCUGCCUGGCCAGGGCUCUGCUCAGGAAGACCAAGGUGCUGGUUCUGGACGAAGCCACGGCCGCCGUCGACCUCGAGACGGACGACCUCAUUCAGACAAAGAAGGUUGGCACGACAGUCGUAGAUUCACCAGAGGAGAGCAGGAGCACGAACAUGUAAUUCAGGAUACUCUCCCAAGCAAGGGUGAUUGUCCUUGAUGAUGGCCGAGUGAUAGAGUACGACUCCCCUGAUGCCUUGCUCCAGAACAAAGAUUCUGUGUUCCACGGCAUGGCCAAGGAUGCAGGCAUCGUCUGAUGAAUUCCAGUACUCUUGCGGCCAUGACGGGAUCUUCACUCCACACACACACAUCUGCAGAAUAACAUUCCAUAGUCACUCCCAUGUUCAGUUACGUUUUUGGUUGUGGGUGACCACUGUAACCUGUUGCCAAUCUUUGAGUUUGUUAACGGUCUGGGGGUAUAAGUGUUUUAUCGCAUAAUGUUCACAAAUUUUAUGCUAAUAUUUAGUUUGAAAAGUAGGGAUGAGACUUUUAUUCGAGAAAAGCAUUCUUUGUUGAGUUUUUCAUAUAAACAAAACAUGUUGCAUGGAAAGUAUAACUAUUGUCGAAGUGCGAGAUAUAAAUAUUCCACUACGGACGCGCACUCUAUAGCGGCAUCAACGUAACCAAACAUUAAUGAUGCUAACUAGCGCUGGCUAUAUUAUUAUAUGUGCUACAUAAAGUCUUUAGAAAAUUUACACAUCGGACAACUUUCUAUGCAUUUUAAUUAUAUAAGCGGUAAUAUCCUAAAGAAUAAUGUAUUUUAACUUUAAAAUAUCAGAAGUUUAUGGACAAUAUCUUACGCAGGAAAAAAUAACAUAUCUUAAGGAAAAAUGUAGGCACUGAAAUGUUAGACCAUAUUGGACUGAAAAUCGCAUUGUGCAGGUACCUCUUAAAUGAGUUUUACUGUAAUUGUGAUUAUUGUAUUUUUCCAUUAUAACUACUAUACUGCCUUACAGCAACUUUGAAAACAGAUUGCUAUAACACACUGCUUCGUCAUAUGAUCUUUGGCAAGGCCAUGUGUACUACCUACACAAGGAGCACGAAAUAUAACAGCGGGACAAAAAUGAUCAUGCAAUUUUUAUGCAAGGACGAUUCUUUUUUCCAAAAUUUUGUUGCCCUAAAAUAACAUUCCAAUGAUUAUGCAAGUGUGACAAUUAUGCGAUAAAACACUGUAUUAGGUUCAGUGGUUCUCAAAGUUUGUGCCCUAAAUGAUUUCCGAGUGUACUUUGUGGUAUUCCAGAGAAAUAUGUGUCCUGAUAUAAAAAUAAACAUACUUACUCUAUUAUACCAUUUUAUCACAGAUAUAUUAUUCUUUUUGUUUAAACAUUAUUAUUAUGUGUUAUUUGAAUGAUUCUACAAGUUUUGCUUGAACAGUGACAUUAUUAUUAUAACAUAUUUGAUAUUUCUCAUAAAUUUGAUGAAGAUGUGCCUUCAAUUAUUGAUAGGCUUUAAAUGCACCUCGACUUCAAAAAAAGAUUGAGAACCAACAAUUUAUUUAAUUAACAAUGUGGCUGGUGUUCAUUAAAUGUGAUGUAUUUUUAUGAAAACAGAGUGAGCAUGGUUUCAUAGUUUGGUUUGCACAGUUAGGUAAGCUAAAUAUUUUGAGGUUAAACAAGUGGAAUAGUACUUUUCUUUUCCUCAUGUCUUCAUGCCAGUACUUAAUUUUGGAAUUUUUUUUUAUUAAUUUGCAACAUGAAUAUCCAGUGAGCUAGCUACUCCAGUAUAGCCUCUGUGUUCAGAGAGAACCUUGUAUUUCUCUUCGAGAUCUAAGCUGGUCUUUGUAUGACAUGUUGAAUUAGAAGACAAACAGUUAUGUACUAACUAAUACAUAGUUACUGCUGUAAUUUUUUUUUUCAUUUAUUAUGUGAGCAUGGGUAAACAUUAACAGGGUAAACUUGAUUGAUGGAUAUGUUAUAAAAAAAUUUGUUUUAUAUUUUGAAAAGAUUAAAUGGAAAUAUGAUUAUAUUUAUUUGUUUAUUUUGAUACAUUCAAUAAUAUAUUUUGUUUACUUUUUAGUACUUAAAACAGUAUUUAUAGUCCUGUAGCUACAGCUUGUAACACCUCAUAGAAUAUUAAAUAAUGAAAAAUAAUGUGUGUUGUUACUUUGGGAUUAAUGAAUCGGUGCUAUUUCACUGUUUUGAUGUUGAACACUUUUAUUUGAAAGUAUUUUUUAAAGUUGUAGGGUAUUAUUUUUUUAAUUUUAGUAAACAGAGGACAUUACUCUGUUAGUUGUUUGAUGAAGGUGUUACAGAUUUGACUACACGAGCAACUUUUAUUUAUGUAGAAAAUAAUUAUAUAAUUUCUUGUUACUUAUCAAAAUAAUAUGAAUUUAUCAAUUCCACAUUUCUUGUAUCACAAUAAUAUCAGAAGAAAUUAAAGGUUAAAUGUAUUUCUGCUUUUAGUACAUAUUGUAUUUUCAGUUUUUGUGUGGGUUCGUGGUGGCCAUGUGUGCUUGAAUCCUUGAAAAGCUGAAAAUUUGCUUGAAUUUUGGCUUUCAUCCUGGAUUUGUAUUGUUUCAUAAAUUUAUUUUGGCCUGUAUAGUGAAUAAAUACUAUAUCUAA